Ruditapes philippinarum (Manila clam) is the source of this 1538-nucleotide messenger RNA. Its product is annotated as D-beta-hydroxybutyrate dehydrogenase, mitochondrial-like. The transcript is spliced from 6 exons. The record is from RefSeq and is a predicted model, not a curated record. Lineage: Eukaryota; Metazoa; Mollusca; Bivalvia; Venerida; Veneridae. The coding region runs from base 61 to 1167 and encodes 368 amino acids.
UUAUCUUUAGCCAAGUACAUUUACUUUUCUUACUGGAUUCGUCAGCUAGUCUUUGACAUUAUGGCUGGUUUGGAUUUAAUUGAUCUUAAACUUGUUGAAUUUACAUAUUUUAUAACAUUCUGUGUUGUAAUCUAUUCUGUGGUUAGUGCAUCGAUUUAUGCAUACUUGAUAUCAGUGUUUACACUUUAUGUUUGUUUGAAAGUUAUUCGUAAAAAAUCUACAGGGACAAUAGAGAUUAAACACCAAGGUGUUUUUAUCACUGGCUGUGAUACAGGGUUUGGACAUGAUCUGGCUAGAAGACUGGACAGUCUACAGUUUACAGUUUUUGCCGGGUGUCUUCAUCCAGAAGGUGACGGAGCUAAGAAGUUAAAAUCAGCGUCAUCCAAACGCCUGCAUGUUGUUCCCCUAGAUGUUGGAUCAGAUGAAAGUGUACAGGAAGCGCAUGACUAUGUUGUAAAACAUCUACCAAAUAGUGGUAUGUGGGCGAUUGUAAGUAACGCCGGAUUCAACGUCAUGGGCGAUGUAGAAUUGUGUACCAUCGAUUUGUACAAGAAGGCCAUGAAUGUCAACUAUUUUGGUGCUAUACGUACAAUCAGAAAUUUUCUUUAUAUGGUCCGUAAAAAUAAAGGAAGAGUUGUGAUUGUAUCAAGCGUAAAGGGACGGUUUCCAUUUCCGGCUGAUUCAGCAUAUCACGUGACAAAGCAUGGACUGGAAACGAUGGGAGAUAGUCUCCGACUAGAGAUGCUCAAGUUUGGCGUUCAGGUUUCAAUUAUUGAACCUGGCGCUUAUGCUAGUGCCACUUCAUGUCAAAAUAAACAUGUUUUUGACCGAUACAGGGAAGAGGCGGAUGAGAUGUGGAAAACAGCGACGGAGGAUGUACGCAAGACAUAUGGUAGAAAAUACGUUGACGCGGAAAUUGCCAAACAGGAAAAUGCCAUAACAGGAAGUGCCUUAACCUCUAAACCAGUCAUAGACGCUUUGGAAGACGCUAUCGUCAGUGAACGUCCACAUACACGAUAUUUGGUCGGUGGCGGAAUCUGGUUUGACCCUCAUGCAACCAUGGCCCGGUACUACGACUAUCUUCCAACUUGGCUGACAGACUGGAUCAUUAUAAAAUGGUCUGGUUGUGAUAAGUUCCCGGACUACAAGAAACUGAAACUUGAAUGAUACAUUCAGUAUAUGAUGUAAUUAUUAACUAAAAGAACUCAGGAAAUUUGACAACUUAUUGUUUCUUUCCCUUUGAAGUCGCUUUAAAUUAGUGAAAUUAAUAAAUAUAGGUAAAGAUUUAUACUUUGAAAUGCAUUUAGGAUUCUUCUAACCCAUCUAAGUCAUGAUUUCACCAAUAAAUGUGUUUAGUCGUCUGUUUAUUUCAUUCAAAACCAUUUGAUUUUAUUAUCCUGUUGACUUGUUUCUUGAAGAAUAUAUACGCAAGGGAAUACUAACCAUCGUGUUAUUUUUGAAAUAGAAACAUUGAAGUGCUAAAUCGUAUAUCCAACCAUGUAGAAAUGUUCCUAGUAAAUAAAAGGUGGGAAACCCUA